This is a messenger RNA of Aspergillus puulaauensis, 321 nucleotides long. RefSeq lists its product as uncharacterized. Bases 1 to 321 code for a protein of 106 amino acids. The record is from RefSeq and is a predicted model, not a curated record. The transcript has a single exon. NCBI's taxonomy places the organism in Eukaryota, Fungi, Ascomycota, Eurotiomycetes, Eurotiales, Aspergillaceae.
AUGGUGCUCUAUCUCUUCCUCAACCAAAGCUGUCAAUUUAUUUGCGGCCUCAGGCCUCCUCUUCUUCAGCCAAACGGCAACCCCGCCAUCCCCGCACGUGAUCCAACAGCGCGGCGGCACUCGGACCCGACACUGACUCUCUAUCCAACUCCAUCCAUCCCAUCGCUACAACCAGACCUCAGUCCGAUGUCAAAGACUCAGAAGAACAGUACAAUGUAUGCCGUGAAUCAGCAGAAACCGAAUCUGCAAAUUGUGUUCUCAGAUGCCCGGGAAGACCAAAAGCAUGCACCACAGCACCGUGUAUUUACAUCUCUCUAUUGA